Messenger RNA from Oncorhynchus masou masou (cherry salmon), 4431 nucleotides. It is a transcript of the gene musk, whose product is annotated as muscle, skeletal, receptor tyrosine kinase. Gene Ontology annotation, biological process: positive regulation of kinase activity; cell surface receptor protein tyrosine kinase signaling pathway; positive regulation of neuron projection development. Gene Ontology annotation, molecular function: transmembrane receptor protein tyrosine kinase activity; Wnt-protein binding; ATP binding. The record is from RefSeq and is a predicted model, not a curated record. Gene Ontology annotation, cellular component: signaling receptor complex; plasma membrane. NCBI's taxonomy places the organism in Eukaryota, Metazoa, Chordata, Actinopteri, Salmoniformes, Salmonidae. The coding region runs from base 583 to 3525 and encodes 980 amino acids. The transcript is spliced from 18 exons.
AGUAGGAGUGUAAUACCCAGCAGCUGCUGCUGUCCAUCUCGUCACAGAGUAAAUAACAGACCCAUCUAACUAACGCAGCGCAGCGCUGUCAGCUAGCAGGCAGACACUGAACAACAGACCAGACCUAUCUAACUCAUGCAGCGUAGUCAGCUAGCAGACAGACACUGAACAACAGACCAGACCUAUCUAACUCAUGCAGCGUAGUCAGCUAGCAGACAGACACUGAACAACAGACCAGAACUAUCGAACUCACGCAGCGUAGUCAGCUAGCAGACAGACACUGAACAACAGACCAGAACUAUCGAACUCACGCAGCGUAGUCAGCUAGCAGACAGACACUGAACAACAGACCAGACCUAUCUAACCAAUGCCGCGCAGUGCUGUCAGCUAGCAUGGCAGGGACAGAGACUCAGCCUGAUAAUACCAGACAGUCAGGGGAUACUACGGCCUGAACAACAGACACACUUCUUAUCAGGAGGAACUACAGCCUGAACAACAGACAAGCACAUUAGGACUUCUUCUAAACCACACAUGGGACUGUAAAUACUCGAUCCGGUCCAGACGAAACAGAACUGAAUCAGAAUGAAGCUCAUCAAGCACAUUCCACUGCUACAGAUCCUGUUCCUUUCACAGAUUGUGGCGAGUGUCGGACUGCAGAGAGCUCCUCGCAUCACAACCCUGCUGGAGACCUUGGACAUCCUGUUGGAUCACAACGCCACGUUCAUCUGUGAAGUUGACUCCCGACCAUCAGCGGAUGUCACGUGGACACGGAACAACCACCCAAUCCCAUACUAUGACUCCCGCUACACGAUCAGGGAGAAUGGCCAGAUGCUAUUGAUCCCCAACGUCAAAGAGUCGGAUAACGGGGAGUACUGCUGUGUUGCUAACAACGGCAUUGGAGAGCCGGCCAAGAGCUGCGGAGCCCUGCAGCUUAAAAUGAAGCCUCAGAUAAAAAGACACCCCACCAACAUGACGCUACUGAUUGAGUCCAAGGCCGUGUUGCCCUGUGUGACGCUAGGAAACCCCAAACCAGACAUCUCCUGGAUCAAAGAUGAUGCUCUUAUGACGGUGAGUGAUCGGAUCACGAUUCUGGAUUAUGGCACUCUGAAGAUCCAUAACAUCAAGAAGGAAGACGCGGGGCAGUACCGCUGUGUGGCCAAGAACAGCUUCGGGAUCGCCUUCUCCAAACCAGUCACCAUAGAAGUACAGGCCCCAGCCCGGAUCCUCAGGGUCCCUAAGGAUAAGAGAGUGACCUUCGGUAGCGAGGUCUCUCUGGAGUGUAACGCCACUGGAAACCCUAUCCCCGCCAUCACAUGGUUGGAGAACGGGAAUACCGUUCCGGGUGGCUCUGUGGAGGAGACGUUAGCAGGAGAGGUGAUUCUGUCUGUGCUACACAUCACGGUGACUAAACCUGCUCGCUACACAUGUCUAGCCUCCAACAGACACAGCGCUGGGGCCAAGUCCGCCAAAUCUUCAGUCGGAGUCACUGUCCAAGAGUGGAGGCUGUAUAAAGGCAGUGGGGGUUAUUGUGGUGCGUACCGUGGUAAUGUGUGUCGGGACAUGUUAAGGAGCGAUGCCCUGGUCUUCUUUAACUCCUCCCUCAACGACCCCGAGGACACACAGGAGUUCAUGGUUCAGAGCGCCUGGGCUGAUCUCGACAGACUGGGCAUGCUCUGUAGCCCUGCCGCCCACUCCCUGCUCUGUCAUCUCUCCUUCCAGGACUGCAUCCCUUCUGGCCUGGGACCUGUUCCUAAACCAAUCUGCAGGGAGCACUGUCUGGCAGUGAAGGAGCUCUACUGUCGUAAGCAGUGGCCAGUGAUGGUAGGGAACUCCCAUAAAGGCCAGCACUCCUCUGGCUCCUCCGGCCUCUCUAUCCCAAUGCCUGACUGUAUGGCUCUGCCCUCACAACACACAACACCAGGAGCCUGCACACCCAUCCCCUUUGUCGAUAUAAAGAAAGAUCAAGUCACAACAACGUGUUACAAUGACAAAGGAAGGUUCUACCAAGGACCAGUCAACAUCACCGGCUCUGGUAUCCCCUGUCAGAAGUGGAGCCAACAGGGUCCCCACCUGCACCGUCUCAGUGUGGAUGUAUUAUCAGAGCUGAGGAACGCACAGAGCUCGUGUCGGAACCCCGGAGGAGAAAAUGAGAAGCCCUGGUGUUAUACAACCAACCCCAACAUCCGCUGGGAAUACUGCAACAUUCCCAAAUGUGGAGAAGUGGUAGUGAAGACGGAGUCAUCGUUCCCUCGCCAGAAUCCUCCCCUCCUCCCUCCCUCCGUCUCUCCGGCCUACUCUAUGAUCAUCAUCAUCUGUCUACUAGCAGCCUUCGCAGCCAUAGCAUUCCUCAUCAUCAUCAUGUGCAAGAGGAGGAGGAAGACAUGGAAGAACCACAAGACAGCCAUGGAGACCCCCACCCUGACUGCCUUACCCUCUGAGAGUCUGCUGCUGGAUCGCCUCCACCCCAACCCCAUGUACCAGCGCCUGCCCCUACUGCUUAACUCCAAGCUGCUGGCUCUAGAGUAUCCCAGGAACAACAUUGAGUAUGUCAGGGACAUCGGAGAGGGGGCCUUCGGACGGGUCUUCCAGGCCAGAGCCCCAGGUCUCCAGCCCAUUAAGCCCUUCACCAUGGUAGCAGUGAAGAUGCUGAAGGAAGAAGCAUCUGCUGACAUGCAGAACGACUUUCAGAGAGAAGCUGCUCUCAUGGCUGAGUUUGACCACCCCAACAUCGUCAGGCUGCUAGGUGUGUGUGCGGUGGGGAAGCCCAUGUGUCUGAUGUUUGAGUACAUGUCUUACGGAGACCUGAACGAGUACCUGCGUCGCCGUAGUCCCACCCAGCAACACAGCCUGAGCCAGGCCAGCCUAUCAGGACGCAGCUUCUCCUCUGAACUGGAGUUGGGGCCACUGUGCUGCGAAGAACAGCUGUUCAUAUCCAAGCAGGUUGCGGCGGGCAUGGCAUACCUAUCGGAACGGAAGUUCGUCCACCGCGACCUGGCCACCCGGAACUGCCUCGUAGGAGAGGAGAUGGUGGUUAAGAUCGCCGACUUCGGUUUAUCCAGAAACAUCUACUCUGCUGACUACUACAAGGCCAAUGAGAAUGAUGCUAUCCCCAUCCGCUGGAUGCCCCCGGAGUCCAUCUUCUACAACCGUUACACCACGGAGUCGGAUGUGUGGGCCUACGGGGUCCUUCUCUGGGAGAUCUUCUCCCACGGCAUGCAGCCGUACUACGGCAUGGCCCAUGAAGAGGUCAUCUACUACGUUAGAGACGGCCACAUCUUGGCCUGCCCUGAGAACUGUCCUGUAGAACUGUUCAAUCUGAUGACACUGUGUUGGAGCGGACACCCCACAGACAGACCCAGCUUCAGUAGUAUCCAUCGUAUCCUGGAACGGAUUCACGAGCAGACGCUGAGACCGGCCAUGCCGACGCCAGAGUUAAGGCCCACUCUAUCCACCCUGCCAACCUUGCCUGCCUUGCCUAACCUAUCUCCCUUUUCCCCCCACCCUGCCCUGUGCCCGGGGCCGUAGCCAAUUGAUUGAUACGGCAAGCUGCCAGGCAUUUACUCAAAUGUAGAGUCAUUAGUGAUUUUAAUAGAUCCUGUCCCUCCCCAGAGCUAAUAUCUCUGGAUCCUGUCUCAUCUCAGACUCAAAUAAUGUUGGUCAGGAUAGGAGGCAUCAUUGUUCAUAUCCACUGAUUCAUGGUGAAGAAGACCAGCGAUAGUAGAAAUGAAUGUUGUUGGUCAGGACAGGGGCAGUAGACCGAUGAAAUGACAUGAACUAAGUAUAGUGCCAAGACAACUGGAUAUUUAGGAGAGGCUGAUAUCGGAGAGGAAGUCGUGAUUACGAGCUGAUAAUCCUCUACUGCUUUCCCUCAACCUGACAUCUGCUUCACUGGUUCACUUCUGUUUCAAACUGAUUCACUGCUUCAAACGGGUUCUCUUCUGUUCCAAACUAAUUCACUGCUUCACCUCUCCCAUGCCUGGAAACAAUAUUUUAGAAACAAUAACCUGAUAAAGUCCAAGAGACAGAGCUUCAGAUGAACAGAGACCGUGUUAUUAAUCCACAUGGAACAAGAGACAGAGCUGCAGCUGAACAGAGACCGUGUUAUUAAUCCACAUGGAACAAGAGACAGAGCUUCAGAUGAACAGAGACCGUGUUAUUAAUCCACAUGGAACAAGAGACAGAGCUUCAGAUGAACAGAGACCGUGUUAUUAAUCCACAUGGAACAAGAGAGAGCUUCAGAUGAGUCAGUCAGUACUUACAAUUCAGUACUUAACUAGUACAGUCAAUUCAUUCAGUACUUCACUAGGACAGUCAAUUCAUUCAGUACUUCACUAGUACAGUCAAUUCAUUCAGUACUUAACUAGUACAGUCAAUUCAUUCAGUACUUCACUAGUACAGUCAAUUCAUUCAGUACUUCACUAGGACAGUCAA